AUGUGGCUGUUUCCUCUAGCUGCGGCCCGCCGCGCUCGCCGCUCCGAGUUGCAGAAGACACAGGCAAACGGUGCCACUUCUGCCGCUUUUCUGGGUGUUUCUGCUCCCUCUGUGUCUUGUCCUAGGACUGUAGCCUCAGUAGGAGGCGCAUCGGGAGGGCAUGGCGGCGUAGUAUGGCCAUUGGGCGUCCCUGUAUGCCCCUUUGUGGCUGGCAACAGUCCUGCAGUGGCUUCGGCGACUGCAGAGAUCUACGCCUUCCUAUCCACACUUCCACUGGAUGUUAACAGCAGCACACUUGGCCCCGGACUGGUUGUUACGAAAACACCGGGGCGGCUAUUUGUUGGCACCUUGGCGCAUGCCCUGGACGAGACUCUUCUGCAAUCCCUCAGCAUCGGCAUCGUCCUUACUGCAGCUUGGCCCUUUGGCUCGUGGCCUUGCAGGCAGAGGGAGCUCUACAAAAAGCUGGGAAUCUUACAUUAUGUGCAUCCUCUUUUGGACGAUCCAUCUCAGGGGGCUGAGGGAGGAGGCAUUUCCUCCUGGGGGUCGAAGGGCUUACUGAGAGAACGCUGGGCUCUUCGCUUUUUUGAACAUGCUCGCGAGAAACAAUGGCCCAUGUUGGGGAUUUCCGUGUCUGCGCGUCUGCAUGCGGGAGGCAUCUGCCCGCGCGGACUCUUGGAUCUAAAUCGACCGUCCCUAAGCGGUUUGUGGAUUUUCGCUUUUCUUGUUCCUUUGCUGCAGCUUCUUCGUUUUGAUAAUUUAUCCCUUGGUUCCGUCAGGGAAGCCCUCAUGAGAGGCACCAACGUCUUUAUCCACUGCGAAAAAGGGAUAUCCCGUUCCGUCGCGGUUUGCAUGGCCUAUUUGAUUAUGUAUGAGGGUCACUCUUUCCGGUCAUCUUAUCUCACCAUUCGUCGUUACAGACCCAUUGCGAGGCCUAACAUCGGCUUCAUUCACCAGCUCUUGGAUCUGGAGGCUCAGAUUGGAUCUUCCGAAAGCAUGCUUCAUGAUCGGCAUCGCCGCCCCUCUCAGGGCGGAGCUCCUGCCCUGACUAAUGAGCAGCGAGAAGCAGCCCUCUUUGGCAAAUCGGAAAAAGGUGAAACAGGGGCUUCCCCAAGCAACAACUCCCCAGAUCGCGUUCCUCCUCAUGGCCAAAAUCCCGCCUACAGCAAAGCUCAUUCCAGGCAGGCAGCGGCCGCUGCUGGUCGUUCGGGCGUAGCUGUGGAUCCAAUGCCCCAAGCAAUUGAGCGUACCGCCGUGCAGCGGACCGUUCAGGGAGUCAUGGUGCUCUGCCACAAUGCAAGCACCACUGGAGGCAGCACGCUGUCCGGGCAAGUCGUUGUUCCUACUGCUAGAGGCACACUCAUGGAGGAUGAGUGGCGGCAUCUAGCCGCAGUGGGGUCCCAUGCGCUCUCCGAACCCCUUGCCUUUAGCGCAGAAGCAGCAGCAACAUCAUCUGCUGCUGCUCCACCAACCGCGGUAACAAAGGGGUUGCUACCGAAACGCCCAUGUUGGGGCAGCCACAGCUGCCGUCGCUUUCGUCGCUGUUUUUCCUGUGCUGCAGCAACAACAGCGAUGGUUCCUGUCUCUGUACUUCCUCAAAUUCAGGGUAUGAGACAGUAUGGCAACACCGCCUUUGGCCUACCCACUGGAGCCCUACGUUAUACUAGUCGAUUGGAGUGCCCUGGCACUGCCGGUGACCCUGUAUGUUAG
Molecule: messenger RNA, 1707 nt
Organism: Cyclospora cayetanensis
Lineage: Eukaryota; Apicomplexa; Conoidasida; Eucoccidiorida; Eimeriidae
Exons: 6
Coding region: 1-1707 (568 amino acids)
Biological process (GO): protein dephosphorylation; negative regulation of MAPK cascade
Cellular component (GO): cytoplasm
Molecular function (GO): MAP kinase tyrosine/serine/threonine phosphatase activity; protein tyrosine/threonine phosphatase activity
Source: RefSeq, a predicted model, not a curated record